This is a messenger RNA of Pocillopora verrucosa, 1303 nucleotides long. The record is from RefSeq and is a predicted model, not a curated record. NCBI's taxonomy places the organism in Eukaryota, Metazoa, Cnidaria, Anthozoa, Scleractinia, Pocilloporidae.
AUGGCGGACGAGGCAGAAGGAAAGCACAAAAAGAAGAUGAAAAAGAAAGCAAAACACAAGCUUGAGAAGAGGAAGAGGGGUUCGUCUCCAGAACAAGAAAACACUGUAGAGUCAAAGAUACAUAAAACAGAUGCCAAUGGCACCACGUGUACAGGUCGUCACUUUACUGUCAGUCUUGCCCUCCCAGGCUCUAUUCUGGAUAAUGCACAAUCACCAGAAUUGAGGACAUACUUAGCAGGCCAGAUUGCUCGUGCUCUAGCAGUUUUCAGUAUAGAUGAAGUUGUCGUCUUUGAUGAGUCAGGAAAAGCUAAGAUUGAAUCUAGCAGUGGAUUAAACCACAAAUCAGACCCCAAUAUUUUGCUGGCAAGGAUACUUCAAUAUCUGGAAUGUCCCCAGUACCUCAGAAAAGACUUCUUUCCAAAGCACAGUGACUUGCAAUAUGCAGGAUUGUUAAAUCCUUUGGAUACUCCACAUCACAUGAAAGUGGAUGAUGAUAUGCCAUACAGGGAAGGAGUAGUUCUUGAAAGACCAGCCAGGAAAGGUUAUGGUUCAUCUGUGAAUGUUGGAAUGAGAAAAGAAGUGAGAAUCGAUAGAACCAUUAAACCAGGUUUGAGAGUCACUGUCAAGAUGAAUAACACUUCAGGCACAAAGUUUUAUACUGGAACAGUGGUGUCUCCCAGUGCCCCCAGAACAGAGCAAGGCCUAUACUGGGGAUAUACUGUGAGACUGGCACCAUCUUUUGGAGCAGUGUUUACACAGAGUCCAUACAAAGAUGGUUAUGAUGUCACGAUAGGAACUUCAGAGAGGGGCACUAUGGUAGAUGAUCUAGUCUUGACAAAUUUUAGACAUUUACUGGUAGUUUUUGGAGGAUUGAAAGGUUUGGAGACGAGUUUAGAGUCAGACGAAACUGUACCGGCGAACGAUCCAUCUCUGGUGUUUGAUCAUUAUGUGAACACUUGUCCUGGUCAGGGAAGUGGGACAAUACGAACAGAGGAAGCUAUACUUGUCACGAUGUCUGCGUUGAGACCGAUCAUAGCAAAAGCAACUACGUGGACACAAACUAUUGGGAAUUCGUUGUAAUGUGCAGUGGGACUUCAAAUAAAUUGCGAUCAUUUGUUCCUUUGUUAUUUCCACCUAAUGAUGAAAAUCCCUACUGAAAGCCAGUGUCCUUUUGUGUGUUGUCUCUCACCGCAUCUUUUCCUCUCGUUAUAUAUGAUGAAGGAAGGUAUUCUUAAACAGAUUUUCACGACAGUGUCAUGUCACCAACAUCAUAAAUGGGACACUGUAGGUUUCUAACUGAGAG